Molecule: messenger RNA, 1678 nt
Organism: Lolium rigidum
Lineage: Eukaryota; Viridiplantae; Streptophyta; Magnoliopsida; Poales; Poaceae
Product: F-box protein At5g07610-like
Exons: 2
Coding region: 155-1381 (408 amino acids)
Molecular function (GO): protein binding
Source: RefSeq, a predicted model, not a curated record
AAGUCCCAUCCUUGUCUUGGGUUCUCACGAAAGUCACUCUCUUCCGGACAAGAAAAAAAAGUCACUCUCUUCCAGUCUGGCGACCUGCGCCGUCAGCCGGCCGCGAUCCAGUUGAGGGCUUCUUGGCACCGAUCUGCGAGCCAGGGAGUAGGCGAUGCCGAUGCAGCAAGGAGGAGGGGACGAUGGCUGCAAGGACCAGCGAGCGACCGGCAACCCGGUCCGCGACAGUGGCGCUCCAUCCGAUUCGCCGCCGCCGUUCCCCUCCACCGAGUCGCCAUCGUCCGAGAAGCUUGAGCAUGAGGACGAGCAGCAGCAGGCCGGGCCAAGCCUCCCGGAGGACGCUCUGGUGGAGAUCCUGUCGCGGGUGCCCUACAGGUCGCUCCGCCGCUUCAAGUGCGUGUCCAAACCGUGGCUUGCCCUCUGCUCCGCCACCGACAUCCGCAGGAGGUCGCCGCAGACCUUGUCCGGCUUCUUCCACUUCGGUGUGGACGGCCUCAUGUUCCACAAUCUGUCCGGGAGAGGCCCGCCCAUGGUCGACCCCUCUCUGCCGUUCUUGCGCCGGAGCUACAAGCGCGUCACGGUCGAGCAAUGCUGCAGCAGCCUUCUCCUCUGCCAGUGCGCCGGCAAGUCGUGUUCAGAGGAAUACGAUUACGUCGUGUGCAAUCCCGCCACCGAGAGGUGCCAUCUCUUGCCUCCUAUAGUACUGCCUGACGGCCAGCCUCAUACUCUGGACCCGAGCAACAUCUUCUUGGGUUUCGACACGGCCGCUCCGUCCAGCUUCCUGGUGUUCGCGCCCAUGAGCAGCUAUUGUGACGAAUUUGCGGAGGUAGCAAUCUACUCGUCAGACACUCGACGAUGGACUUUCGUGCAGAGCAACUGGGGCGGUAAAACUUUUCUGGUUGGUAAUCCGGAAUGCGUCUUCCUCAAUGGGAUUAUGCAUAUGACUACGCACCAUUCCUCGGUAGCCACGGUUGACGCGGAGGGAAAAGUUUGGAGGACAAUUGAAAUACCAGGCGUCAUGCCGAACCGCUAUGAUAAUGCCAUGGCUUCCAUUGGUCAGUCGCAGGGACGCUUGCAUGCGUGGCGGAUAGAUUAUCAUCAUGAUUGCCAACUCUAUGUUUGGGUUCUCGUGGAUUAUGAGAGUGGAAAGUGGUCCCUAAAGCACACUGUUAACGUCUUGGAGUUAUUCAGAAUGCAUUGCCGCAAAGAUGUGGAGUCCUAUACAAUGUUUGCAAUUCAUCCGGAAUGUGAUUUGAUCUUCCUUACUGAUGGGGAGGAGAUGACAAUGUCAUAUGAUAUGGAUAAUCAAAAAGUGCAUGUUAUCUGCACUUCUGAAGAAUUCUUGGGUGGUCUACCUUAUACUCCCUGUUUUGCGGAAUGACAGUGAGAUGGUCGCUAAAAGUCAGUGGAGCUUCGCAAUCUUCGCAUGACCCAAAUUCAGCAGUAGCUGGUAUGGACCUAUUCUUCUAAUUAUGUGGCACUGGCUUGGAAAUGCCCCAACUCCUAUGCCUACAGUUUGGUAUCCAGUAUGUUUUUGUUUAGGUGCAUGACUUUUUGUGCCUUUGAAUAAUUUUUGCUACCCAGGACUUUAUAAGGGUGCUGCUUAAUUAUUUAAUCUAGUAUUUGUUGUCAUGUUGUACUGAUUAUUCAAUGCUGGUAAGCUAGUAUACUGCUGAUU